This is a messenger RNA of Archocentrus centrarchus (flier cichlid), 5445 nucleotides long. RefSeq names its product anoctamin 10b (gene ano10b). Lineage: Eukaryota; Metazoa; Chordata; Actinopteri; Cichliformes; Cichlidae. Gene Ontology annotation, molecular function: chloride channel activity. The record is from RefSeq and is a predicted model, not a curated record. Bases 174 to 2264 code for a protein of 696 amino acids. The transcript has 16 exons. Gene Ontology annotation, cellular component: plasma membrane. Gene Ontology annotation, biological process: chloride transmembrane transport.
CCACACCCUGCAGCCUCUGGGAAGUUCCUCCGCAUUCCUGCCAUACAACACACCUAAAAAAUCAAUAGAAAGCUGGGAGGAACCUCAUACUGAGGCUGGGAGUUUGGAGGGGGGGGGCCCUGCUGUAGGACUGUAGACCAGAACCUCAUCAUCUCCGCCCUACCAGUCUCACCAUGAGUAAGGCGGGUGCAGAUGAAGGUGGAGCUGGUGGCUGCGCUGAGCCUGCCAAGCACCUGGAGGAUAAAGAUGAAAAAGGAGGAAAGAUGCUGAGCAAACUGAGCGCCGUCACCGGCUGGACCAAAGUCAGCUGCCCCUGCUGCGUCUCGGCACAGGUGGAGCCGCUGGUUCUGGUGAAGCUCGGCCCGAAAAUCGGCCCCGAGACGAAGCGGUGGCUCAUCAAGAUGAUCGGAGCUCCUCAGAAAGAUGGAGGCGCUGCUUUGCUGGCCCACCCGGGAGAGGACGCCAGCGGCGAUGUCAUUGUGGUGUCGGCCCCCCGCUGUACGUUACUUCAAGCCACCGAAGAGUUGGGUCUCUGUAAGACUUACCGCAACGGGGACUUGGAGCCCUUCUCCAACAAUGACAGAGACAACUUUAAAGAUUCAGACAACAUGGAGGUGUUUCUGACGCUGGCGGAGCGACAGUACAUCGUGAAGUACGAGCUGGAUGGACUGCGAGCACACAGGGACCUGAAGAUACCCGGCCUGCCUGACAGCUACACACUACGAAACCGAGACAACAUCUGGAGGAAGCUUUCCUCAGCUGGUGUUGUUGUGGACAUGUUUCCCCUGCACACCCCGGCCAAACUGAAGGACCUCAGUAAAACCUGGUACUCUGGGAAUCAGCUGACUCAGCCGCUGGAUUCAGUUAAUGACUAUUUUGGAAGCCCUGUGGCGUUCUACUUCAGCUUCCUUGAUUUCUACACCUGGUCUCUGCUCCCACCAGCAAUACUGGGCCUGGCCAUCACGUACUUCUCAGGUGAGGUUCAGAAGGAAACGGCCACGUCGGUCCCGGGAUCAAAGGUCACAAACGAUGACGAUGAGUCAGCACCAGUGGUCAGUGGUCACAUGCUUCAGGCGAUGUUCAGCAUGAUCUGGUCCACGCUGUUUAUGGAGAUGUGGAAACGCCGGAGCUCCUCGCUGUCGUACCGCUGGGGGACCCUGAACCUCGCAGAACGUUUUGCAGAGCCCCGGCCCGGUUUCCACGGUGACCUCGGGGUCAACCCUGUGACAGGCCGUGUGGAGCCUCUCUUCCCUGAAUGGCAGAGAGAGCUGCGCAUACUGCUGGUGUCAGUCCCAGUAGUGGGGCUGUUUCUAGGGCUGGUGGCGUUCGGUAUGAUGUGUUUCUACUGGGGGGAGGCCCAGGUGCAACAGCUACACAAAAGCUGGGACUCCCUGCUGUCCAAGGCUUUGCUCUACGUGCCCUCAGUGCUUCACAUCAUCUAUACAAACAUGCUAGCAAAUGUGUACAAGAAUGUAGCAGAGUCUCUGACUGAGUAUGAAAACCACAGAGAGGAGUCGGCCUUCCAGAACCAUCUGACAGCCAAAGUGUUGGUGUUCACCUUCUUCAACUACUUUGCCGUGCUCUUCCACAUUGCCUUCUUCAAGCAGGAUGUGCCCCUGCUUCGUAAGCGCCUGGCGUCUUUGCUGAUCGUGAGUCAGUUGGUGAACCAGGUGACAGAAGUGGUCAUACCUUUCCUGGUGGACAGAUUCAUCAGCGCCCCCAACAGGAAAGAGCGAGAAGAUGACCCACAGGAGGACAAGUUCAGGAACCAAAGAGCCCUGCCUCCUUUUCCUGGCCUGUUUGCAGAAUACAUCGAGCUCCUGGUGCAGUUUGGGUAUUUGAGUCUAUUUUCCUGCGUGUAUCCUCUGACGGCCGUGCUGCUGCUCAUCAACAACGUAACGGAGAUCCGAUCGGACGCCUAUAAGAUCUGCAACCUCUUCCGCAAAACCUUCUCCCCCCCCGUGGCUAACAUGGGUGUGUGGCAGACUGCCUUCGAGAUCCUCAGUUUUGUCUCUGUUGUUUCUAACUGCUGGCUGCUGCUGCUGUCGCCACGGUUACAAGAGCUGUGCCGGGAGGGCGGAUUGAGCAGCACAAACGUCCUGCUGUUGGCUGUUUUAGUGGAACACGUGCUGAUCUUAGUCAAGUUUAUUAUGGCAGCGCUGAUUCCCGAUGAACCUGAUUGGGUCAAAAAAAAGAGAGAGCAUAUUGAGUACACGUCCAUGCAAGCCCUGAAAGAGCAGAAGCUGCAACCUGUAAAGUCCUAACUGUGUUUCAAAGCAAUGGUGCUUGAUGUCAUCGGAGGCCACCAUCUUCAGUGUUGCUUGGAACCCAGCAGGAGAAGAGUCUCCAGCAGGGCCGACGAUGCUUACUGCUGUAGCCCUGUGUUUGUAAAGUGUUUCUGCUGCUCUCCCUGAUUUACCUGGUGCUUCUGCAGUGUGCAUACUUUGAAAUGCAGCUUCACGUUAUCUGUACACUGUGCAAUUGAAGCAGCACCUAAUUAGACUGCGAAGGAAAUGUAUAUGUUACACAGCAGGUGCAGUUUAAAGGUACUUUUUGCAAAAACCCUCUGUCAAAUGUAACGAUACCUUCCACCACAAGGCGGCAGCGUUUUUACCACAAAGUUUUAGUGUAGUUGUGCACUGCAAACAGCAUUUUAUAUGUACUAAAUUAUUUUACAUUGCUACCUUGAAAAACUUCAAAUUUUUUAGAAUAUUUUUAAAGCAUAGUCUUGUGGUGGAUGACUUGCUGCACCCUCUUGUGGUUCAAAGUGGUAUUACAUUAGAGUAUAACCAAGCCUUAGUUCCACUUUACGUAGUUGACAUCUCUUCAACAUAAUAUAUAUACGCAGGGGUUAAAGUGGGCUGAAUCAGUCCGGAAUGUCAUUCUGGCACCUUCGGUUAAUGAAUAAUUAAAUCUGAUUCGGCAUGAUGAUGCAUAUUAUUACUGAAUAAGAUAAAUUUUCAUGGACUGCAGCCUGGCGUUGCUUUCAGUGCCAGUCUGCGUAAAUUUCAGUUUCAAAAAAUUUGCACGUACUCAUUUUGCAAUUCAAAGGUUGUAUGAAAAUAUUAGGCAGUUUACUGCAGGCAAAACUGGUUCGUUUGCAGUACUGUGCAGUAUUAAAGUUUACAGUGACUGACUGUGUUGGGCUGGUUACGUCUAGGUUACACCAAAGAUAGCAGACAGGAGUUUAUAUUUAAGGUGAUGAUGCUGAUUAGAUUCACUCACUGAAGUCUACCUCUUUACAGUGUGCAGAGGUUGGACAUCAGCCAUAUAGCUCAUAUAACAUCUGCGUAUAACUCGUUGACUUGCGCUGGAUAAAUCCACACAGAGCAGUGAAUGUCGUAGUGGCAGCACAGGUCAGCUGAUCACAGCCUGCACACACAGAACAAUCUUCUGGGACUCACAAAAAUAUUGUAUGACUUAUUCCGAAGUAUUUUUUUUUCCCGUGCUGAGCUGCUACACAAUUUUAGGGUUCCCCCACCUGCCAGAUCCCACCUUAACUCCUGCUUAUGCCACAGACACAACAUCAUUUUUUUUCUUUACUUUCUGGUUACAGUUUUAGUUCAUUUUAAAAGGGUUUAAAUUCUUUUUAAAUAGUUUUUUUUUUUAACAAAAAGUACCUUUAAAGACUGUCCUACAGUAAAGCGGGUUUUUCAAAGUAAAAUUUAUGCAGUAUGUACAAUCAAUAUUUGAAAGGGACAGACAGGACUUGAUAUGUGAUGCCACUACAGUUCCAAAGACAGAUGCGAUACUUGACAACGUUUUUCAUUGUUUUCUCUCUGGGGAGUUUUUCUUCUCAGUGCUGCCACCUGGUGUUCAGCUGCGGUUCCUAAUUAUAGAUGACUGUAUGGUCACUGGAGUGAAUAUCAAAAACCAACAACUAUCAGUGAAAGGUUAGCCUUUAAAGCUGCUCUAAUCAAUAUUUGGUGUACAUCCACGAUUUAAAUACUCAUCCCUGUAGUUUACACUAUCUGCCCUGCACCCAGCAGCUGACAGACACAUUUAAUUCAGUUUAAUUUUAUUUACAUAACUCCAAAUUGCAGCAGUCCUCUCGAGGCACUUUAAUGUAAUUCUAAUUAGAUGCUAAUGGCACUGUGUGCUUGCUGCCUGUUCAGAUGAACUUUACAGGGGAAAAUGUUUCAUCUUUUUUUUUUUUUUGCUGUUACCAAAAUUUGAUUAUUGCAGCUGUAAAAUCUUUAAUUAGACUCCAUCAGAUGGAGAAAGCCUGUAUUUUUAUAGUGGUACCAGGAGAGUUUAGUGAGUAUCGGAAGUGAAAAAGCGAAUUACGGUGGUGUAUUUUACAGUUAUUUGUAAAUGAGCUUCAGGAAUGAGUUUAUUAUCCAAUAUUUUGCUAAAUCCACUUUUGUGCAAAGGACAAAAUGACAGGAAAUACUUUGAAUACUCCCUUGUAUAUUCCUGUCUUUUCCCUAAGUAACUGCAGUAUAGUUAUUUGAAUAUUUCACAUCUAGAUAUAGCUACUUUUGACUACUUUCUUGUCACAAGCGGUCACCACAGCAGGUAGCUCCACAUGUUUGAUUUGGCAGUUUUACGCCGGAUGGCCUUCCUGACACAACCCCAACAGGGAAAAUGAAUAUAUGACAUCUGUAGCAUGAGCUAAAUACGGUAAACUAAAUGCCAACAUUUGCACUGAAAGCAGUGGAAAAGAACCGCGAUUUGCUUUGCUAUUAGUAAAUCUCUUAUUUUUCUACUUGUGGGUUUUUACUUGUUUGUUAAAAACUUAUUGUAUGACUGUUAUUGCACUGCUGUGUGAUGGUUACUUUGACAUAUUCUAAGAAAUGUGUAGAAUGUGAAGCCACUGGGGAAGCCCACCAUUCUUCUACACAGUGGUAUAUUGUUCCUCAUAGAAGUCAGUUUUUAGGUGUUAGUAGUCUUUCCAGCCACCAGGAGGCACCAUUGAUUCUGGUGGUCCUAGUAAUAAUGCAGGUCAGCAAAGGUGCAGAUGGAUGGUGAGGCUUCCUCCAGAGGCUGCAGGUGCACAUGUGUUCCCCAGGACACUAAUCAUAGACAGACACUAAUCCUUUCUUGAUCUUCCUUUGUUUGGCCAUCAGCUGGCAUAGUAUAGACGUUAUGUAUAUACUAGUAUAUACAUAAUAGUAUAUACACACUAGUAUUGCCUGUUCAGGAGGGGUCCAUGAUCUGAGUCAGCAUACUUGUCAUUAUUGGAGUGUAGUAUUUGUGUUGCACCUCAUCAAUCUCUAGCUAUUAUAGCAUGUUGGGUUUCAAAGAAUCCAUAGGAUCCUUACAGGAACUACACCCUGGUUGGGAUUUGAACCCAUGACUCCUGCUCCAAAGACUGUAAUGUUACCACUACACCAUUACAGCUGAUAGGUUAAAAAAAAUAAAUAAAUAAACUUCACAACUCCACAAAUCCUGCUUACAUGUCCACGUUUGCAAUAUGAAGUCAAUAAAAUCUACUACUGUCAA